CAUCGAUGCCGAAGGGGUGCAAACGUUCGUCAGUGCGAGUGGAGAGCCUUGCUCAGAGGUGGAGCAGGGCGAGUUGCUGAAUACAUACCAUCAUCAUCAUCCCCAUCGCCAACGCAAUGUUCUCGUCAGUGGCAGUUGUCGUUGCUGCCUUCGUGGCGCUAGGCUGUGCGCAGAGCAACAGUUCGUACCCUUCUCCUCCCACAGUGCUGGGUCCUGAGGAUGUGACAGGCGGGAGCAUCGAGGGCUUCCAGCAGCCACACCUCUUCCAAGACAAUGGCACCUACGGACCCCAGGUCGAGAUUAUGCAUUACUACUACGACCAGUGGCCAAUCGGCCUGGCCGCAUUUCCCACAGGCGACAGCAAGGCCCUGUACGCUUGCUACACCCGUGGGCCGUACAAGUACACAUUGGGCAAGAUCACCAAUCUCACCGCCGAAGAGCCAUGGCCCAACCAGGAGAUCAACACGCCUCCUGGCGGUCUGCUGGACGAGAAUCUGUCUUCGCUGACCGGGUAUUCGAUGGCCACCAACUCGACCGACCACUUCAUCAGUGUGCAGGCCCUCUAUACCGAUCCCAACGGUCGCCUUUGGGUCCUCGACACGGGUCGUCCCACUGUCACGUCUGAUAAUGGUGCUUCCACGAUGGCGUAUGCCGUCGUAGGCGGCCCCAAGCUGGUGCUUAUGAACCGCGAAAACGGGACGAUUGAGCGCACCUACACUUUUCCUGGCGACGUCCAUUUUCCAGACUCAUCAAUCAAUGAUGUUCGUUUCGACCUCCGGCACAACAUCACGGCUAGCGGUCAAGGCGUCGCAUACAUUGUCGACUCGAGCAACGAAGGAAGAAAUGCCUUUAUCGUGCUUGACCUUGGCACAGGCAAGAGCUGGAGGAGAUUGGACCAACACCCGUCCAUGCUUCACACCUACAACAAUCGAGCAUCAUAUGCCGGCAUCCCUACCUACAUAACAAUCAAGGGCCAGUCAGAAUAUAGCAACAAAGAGGGUUUCGACGGUUUGGCCCUGUCGCCAGAUGGCGAAUACGCCUACUACUCGCCUCUGGUGUCGCAGUACCUCUAUCGUGUCCCGACCUCUGUUCUUCUCGCAGACAAUGGCCCAAACGGGACGGACGGUCAUGAUGCCGAACUCAAGGCCUCGUUUGCCGUCCAAAACUUGGGGCAGAAAGGCAGCCAGACGAAUGGGUUCGACAGCUCGUCUGACGGUCGCAUCUAUCUCUUGGCACCUGAGCAAAACGCCAUCUUUGCCUUUAAUCCCAACACGAGCAAGAUUGAGCCCUUCGUGAGGGACCCUCGGCUCUACUGGAUCGAUAGCGUGGUUGUUGCAGACGAUGGCUAUCUGUAUGGCAACUGUAAUCAACUCCCUCGGCAGAUGCAGUGGAACAACGGCACGGAAAAGCGCGUCAAGCCAGGCAUCAUGUUCCGCGUCAAGCUACCCGAGGGUGCCAGCCGCAUCACGACAGGCCUGGGAGGUGCUUAGAACCAGAUCUUGUUGAAUUGCAACCACGUGGACUAAAUUGAUGUUGGUUG
Acaromyces ingoldii is the source of this 1540-nucleotide messenger RNA. RefSeq lists its product as hypothetical. The record is from RefSeq and is a predicted model, not a curated record. Bases 117 to 1490 code for a protein of 457 amino acids. NCBI's taxonomy places the organism in Eukaryota, Fungi, Basidiomycota, Exobasidiomycetes, Exobasidiales, Cryptobasidiaceae. The transcript has 4 exons.